This is a messenger RNA of Podospora pseudopauciseta, 1592 nucleotides long. RefSeq lists its product as uncharacterized. The record is from RefSeq and is a predicted model, not a curated record. NCBI's taxonomy places the organism in Eukaryota, Fungi, Ascomycota, Sordariomycetes, Sordariales, Podosporaceae. Gene Ontology annotation, cellular component: cytoplasm. Bases 879 to 1592 code for a protein of 237 amino acids. The transcript has 2 exons.
GCCGGAUGGUCAACCUCAAGCUUCUCAAAAAGUAUGCUGGCCAGCAACAACCCGAUAAGCUCCCAGCUCAUCAUUUCAACAGCAGAUAGAUGUCGAGGGGCAAUGGGGCCAUAUUGGGUGUCGUGGUAGGUGUGAGGUCCUCAGAUGUCAGAAUGUAUCUUGGAGGGGUAUACUUGACUUCAACAAAGGCCUCAGACCGAUAUGCCCCAGGAAGCUUAUCUCUCAACCAAGGCCAGCUACCCAUCACGGUAGGAGCAAUCCUAUGAAGCGGAACGAGAUGGGACCGAAAGAGCGGUGCGUGCCGCGGCUGGCAAAUCGUUGUGACGAGAGAGGUAUUCGUAACUGAGUCCGUAUGGCCCACCGGGCUUUAAGACACCGAAUGUAAAGUCGAGAACCCGUUUGAUGGCCAAACAGUGAAAUACCGGGUGGGGCUUACGCGCUUCGACCGACAUGGGGUGUGGGAUGUUGGAAACAGUCGGCAUCGGCUCCGACACCGUCAACCUGAAGAGGAAACGGGGUUGUCCAAGCGGCCCGUUCUACGGGAGCACCCCGCCCAUGGAGGAGCUGUUGAAUCCCAAGUGCGGGGGAAUUUGCACACCGAGCUUCGGCCACUAACGGCACCGAGUGCGUGAUGCUUAGCAAGCUCCAUUUGUCACCCGGAUGGUGUUCUCGAUAGCGCCAUAUGACGAAAUCCGUUCCCUUUUGUCAGCAACCAGGACUUUUGCGCCAAUUCGAAUGACUUCAAAAAGUGGUUUGGGCGCCUUGAACCAAGAAUCGGCAAAAUCACCAACGUCUCCACUUCCCAAAACCCUACUUUGACGACGAGCCCCUGAUACCGGCAGCCAGCAGCAAGACAACAAUCACAGAAUAUAUACAAAAUGGGUUCUACCGACGCCAAGCUCAUCCUGUACACCAACCACAGAUGCCCAUGGGCACACCGGGCUCACAUCAUCUUGGAGGAGCUCAAGGUUCCCUUUGAAGAAGUCAUCAUCGACCUUGACACCCCUCGCACACCAGAGUACUUGAAGAUCAACCCGAGAGGCCUGGUCCCUGCACUCUCUUACAACGGCGAGAUCAUCAUCGAGUCUGCCAUUGUCGCGAACUUCCUGGCGGACGCCUACCCAUCUCAUCUCCUGCCGCCCUCCAACACACCCGAGGGUGCGCUGCGCCGUGCACGUGUUGCAUUAUUUGUAGACGCCUUCAUCUCUAAGUUCAACAGCCAGCUGUUUGCCCUCUACACGGCGGAGGGCGAGGCUGCGAGAGCCGAGAUCGCAGACAAGGCCGUCGCCGCCCUUGUGAAGGAAGUUGAGCCGUUGCUUGCAGACGCCAGCCCUUAUUUCGGUGGCAGUGACAAGCUCACACAGGCUGAGGUUUUGACUGGGUCAUUCGUCAUCCGUCACAAGAGCUUGUCCAAGACGGAUCUCUACCCCUCCAACCUGUGGCCAUCGAUUGUCGAGAAGGCUCCCAACUUUGCCAAAUGGGCCGAAGUUGUCGCUGUACACCCGAGCGUGACUUCCAUCUUUAAGGAGCAAGAGAUCAUUGACGGGACCCGGGCCAGGAUUGCGAAGCUCAAGGCUCAGAAGCAACAGUAA